Messenger RNA from Solanum tuberosum (potato), 1989 nucleotides. Its product is annotated as anthocyanidin 3-O-glucosyltransferase 2-like. Bases 149 to 1609 code for a protein of 486 amino acids. The transcript has a single exon. NCBI's taxonomy places the organism in Eukaryota, Viridiplantae, Streptophyta, Magnoliopsida, Solanales, Solanaceae. Gene Ontology annotation, molecular function: UDP-glucosyltransferase activity. The record is from RefSeq and is a predicted model, not a curated record.
UAACUCCUUACUUCCAUUUUAGUGGAAGUACAUUGGUUUAUAAAGUUUUGCCAUUAUAAUUGGUGGCAUGCCCACAUGAUAAUAUAUUUACAAAAACAGUAGCCAAAAGAGAAAUUGGCAAUUGAAUUUAAAAAAACAAUUUCGUUUUAUGGAGAAAUUAGCUGAACUGAUUCUCAUCCCUUCUCCGGCAAUGGGCCAUGUUGCUCAGAUGUUGGAGUUAGCCAAGCUUUUCAUCACUCGAAAUCAUCAGGUCUCAAUCACUGUACUCAUUAUGAAACUCCCUGAUUACAUCGACGCUGUAAGUGGCCCUUUUGUUGAUUCUGUAAUAGAUUCAUCAUCCUCUGAACGUCUUCGAUUCUUUGAAUUACCACCUGUUGAUCCAACCCCAGAAUGGAGCUCUAAAACUCGAGGACACUUUGUUAACAGAUUAGUACAAACUCAAAAAUCUCAAAUCAGGGAAUUCUUGAUAAGUCAACGCGGUGGUGUUAAACUUGUUGGAUUUGUUGUAGACAUGUUAUGCACUCCAUUGAUGGAUGUAGCUGACGAGUUUGGGAUCCCGAGCUAUGUGUUUUUCACUUCCCCAGCUGCUUUUCUUGGAUUGAUGCUUCAUUUUCAGUUUCUUGAAGAUGAAUGUAAUGAGGAUGUUAAAAACUGUGAUGGUAGUACUACUCUGUUAUCGUUUCCCAGUUACGCGUACCCUGUUCCUCCCAACAUAUUGCCAAUGGUUCUAGUCGAUAGAGACACAUGGUUAGGGAGAUUUAUUGAUUUCGCUCGUGGAUACAGAAAAGCCAAAGGAAUUAUCAUUAACACUUUUGCUGAACUAGAAAUCUACGCCUUGGAUGCUUACAAUAACAAUAACAUAUCAAGAUCUGAACAAGGUCCCCUACCAUCCAUCUAUCCAAUUGGUCCAAUUUUAAACCAAUCGAAAUCACAGUCGGAGUCAGAGGAGGCAGAAAUAACAAAUUGGCUGGACGAACAGCCACCGAAUUCGGUGGUGCUACUCUGUUUUGGGAGCCAGGGGAGCUUACCAACGGAUCAAGUGAAACAGAUCGCUAUAGCUCUAGAUAACAUUGGCUGCCGGUUCUUAUGGUCUUUACGUAGUCCACCACAGAGCAACAAUGCUCAAUUCCCCGGAGAAUACACGAGCUAUUCGGAAAUCUUGCCUGAAGGAUUCCUAAACAGAACAGAGAAAAAAGGGAAAGUGGUAGGAUGGGUUCCACAAUUGAAAGUGCUGUCUCAUGAAGCAAUCGGGGGAUUUGUAUCACACUGUGGAUGGAAUUCGGUACUAGAAAGCUUAUGGUAUGGGGUGCCUAUAGCGACAUGGCCAUUGCACUCAGAACAGCAGGUAAACGCGUUUCAAUUAGUGAAAGAAAUAGGAGUAGCAGUGGAGAUUACUUUGGAUUACUGCGAGAGGAAUAAAGAUCAGCCUAUAGUAACAGCAAAAGCCAUCGAAAAUGGGAUAAGUAAAUUGAUGGAAACUAACUCCGCGGUAAAACAUGAAGCAAAGAUAAUGAAAGAGAAGAGCAGGGCCAGCGUAACGGAAGGUGGUUCAUCAUACUUGGCCUUUAGCAAACUUAUCAAUGAACUACUCAAGAAUGCAGCUGUAUAACUAUUGGGGUAUUCAUAAACCUAUCCAAUACACUCUUCUUUGUUAAUCAAAUCUUCUUAUGCUUGGUUCGAGUUCUGGAUCUGGAGAAAAUUUUAUUGGGAGCGCCACCCCCGAAUGAGUCCUGUAGUACGCAAUUCAGAUUUAGUUGGGGCUCCAAUAUGGACUUCGCACACCAAAUGGGAACCAAAAAAAAAAAUCUUGUUAUGCUUUGUUUUUCUAAUAAAAGUUGUGGGUGGUGGGGGAAUAUUUGAAAGAUGAAGACUCUCAUAUUAAAUUCGAAGUGCCAGACGUUUGUUAGAGUGCAUUAUUAUAAAAAUAAUGCAUACAUUUAUUUUGUGUAAUAUUAAUAUCUUGUUUCAUGUAUUUAAAUUCCAACGUCU